This is a messenger RNA of Linderina pennispora, 2329 nucleotides long. RefSeq names its product phosphoribosylamine--glycine ligase. NCBI's taxonomy places the organism in Eukaryota, Fungi, Kickxellomycota, Kickxellomycetes, Kickxellales, Kickxellaceae. Gene Ontology annotation, molecular function: phosphoribosylamine-glycine ligase activity; phosphoribosylformylglycinamidine cyclo-ligase activity; ATP binding. The coding region runs from base 101 to 2203 and encodes 700 amino acids. The record is from RefSeq and is a predicted model, not a curated record. The transcript is spliced from 12 exons. Gene Ontology annotation, cellular component: cytosol. Gene Ontology annotation, biological process: 'de novo' IMP biosynthetic process; adenine biosynthetic process.
CGUACAUCUUUUUCCUCCACAAAGCCGAUUUAUUUCUUCUUUCCAAAGCACUUUUCAAGUGUUCCUAGCAACAGUUACUACGAGCAUCAACGAUAUAUCCAUGGCCGAUUCUCAGCUGAAGGUUCUGGUUAUUGGGAGCGGCGGACGCGAACAUGCGCUGGCGUGGGCGCUGGCCAAGUCGGCGCGGGUGAGCAAGGUCUUUGUUGCGCCAGGCAACGGCGGUACCGCUACGGCGAGCGCAAAGAUCGAGAACGUCCCGAUUGGACACAGCCAGGGCGAUUUCCCGGCGCUGGUUGAGUUUGCUCAGUCACAGAAGGUUGGACUGGUUGUUCCUGGCCCCGAGCAGCCGCUGGUUGACGGCGUGGCCGAUGAGUUCAAGAAGGUUGGCAUCCCUGUGUUCGGCCCGUCGAGCAAGGCGGCGUACAUUGAGGGAUCGAAGGCGUUCAGCAAGGACUUCAUGCAAAAGCACAACAUUCCAACUGCACAGUACGGCAACUUCACCGGACUAUGCCAAGGCGCGUCAUUUGAUGUUGUGAUCAAGGCCUCCGGUCUGGCAGCCGGCAAGGGCGUGCUGAUCCCCAAGAACAAGCAGGAGGCUUUGGAUGCGCUCAAGUCGGUGAUGGUCGACCGCGAGUUUGGCGCGGCCGGCGACGAGGUGGUCAUUGAGGAGCUGCUGGUCGGACCAGGAGAUCAGCUCGUGUCGUUCCCGGCAGCGCAGGAUCAUAAGCGCGCAUACGACAACGACGAGGGUCCCAACACGGGCGGCAUGGGUGCCUAUGCGCCCGCCCCGGUUGCGACACCGGAGCUGAUGAAGGAGCUGCACAAGACCGUGCUGCAGCCGUCGAUCGACGGCAUGCGGCGGGACGGGUUCCCGUUUGUCGGCUGCCUGUUCACAGGCUUCAUGCUGACUCCCAAUGGCCCUAAGGUGCUCGAGUACAACUGCCGGUUCGGUGAUCCCGAGACCGAGGUAUUCCUGGCUGGUGCUGAGGGACGGCUCGAUGCUGUGCCGCUCAAGUUCAAGGACAGCUAUGCGGCAACGGUUGUCAUGGCGUCAGAGGGAUACCCGGGCUCAUACCCAAAGGGCCGCACGAUCACAUUCGGUGAGCCGCUGGACAACACUGUCGUGUUCCAUGCAGGUACCAAGCGCGAGAACAACAUUGUCAGCACCUCGGGUGGCCGUGUGCUGACGGUCACUGGCCGCUGGAUCGUGCGAUAUGCAGCGAUCAAGACUGUCAAGUUCGAUGGUGGAUUCUACCGGUCAGACAUUGGAUUCCGCGCGAUUGAGUAUCUGAAGGGCGAGGCUGGCAAGUCCGGCCUGUCGUACGCUGACGCCGGUGUCGACAUUGAUGCUGGUAAUCGCCUGGUGGAUCUGAUCAAGCCGAUUGUCAAGGCCACGCGCCGUUCGGGCACUGACUCCGAUAUUGGCGGUUUCGGCGGCGUAUUCGAUCUUAAGGCGACUGGUUACAAGGACCCGGUCUUGCUCAAGAUUGCCCACGAAAUGAAGAUCCACGAUACCGUUGGCAUUGACCUUGUGGCGAUGCAGGUCAACGACAUCAUCGUGCAGGGAGCCGAGCCGCUGUUCUUCCUUGACUACUAUGCCUGCGGGCACCUGGAUGUCGAGGCGACGCGCGACUUUGUCAAGGGUGUUGCCGACGGGUGCCUUGACUCUGGGUGUGCGCUGAUUGGCGGCGAGACGGCGGAAAUGCCUGGGCUGUAUACCGAGGGCGACUACGAUGUAGCUGGAUUUGCGGUCGGCGCUGUGGAGCGGUCCGAGAUCCUGCCUCGCAUGGACACGAUGCAGGCUGGCGAUGUGCUGGUCGGUCUGGCCUCAUCGGGUGUGCACUCUAACGGGUCGUUCGCCCACGCUGGCCUCGACUUCCAUAGCACGUGCCCAUGGACCUCUGACGGCCGCACGGUUGGUGAGGCUUUGCUGACCCCGACCCGCAUCUACGUCAAGCCGCUGCUGCCGCUGAUCCACAAGAGCCUGAUCAAGGGUAUGGCGCACAUCACAGGCGCAUCUGGGCGUGCAGGUGGACGCAUCCAAGUGGGAGUUCCCCGCCGUGUUCCAGAGCAUGUCGAUACAGUUGUCGCCGAGCUGACACAGAGCGGCGAGAGUGCCUAUGUCAUCGGUAGCGUUGUUCCUGUCGAUGCCCAGGCCAGCGAGACCGAGCGCGUGAGUGUGUCCAACACUCAGGCGUGGUAAACAAAACCUCUGCUGACUACCUGUAUGCACGUCAAAGCAAUGCGUGGGCAGCAAAUUGUUCCAUUAUAGCGCUAUGUGGACAUGUGGUCUGCAUAGUUUUUUGCAAAAAUACAUGGGUUAACCAUU